UCUAAAAUGCAAAACCAAUGAUAAGAGAAGAAAAUUCUUGGGAAGCUGCAAUGCUGUAGCAACUUGACGAUUUACUGCCGCAAUCCCCAAAUCGACCCAAAACACAUGGCAUCUUCUUCCGCGGAAUACGUUCUACAAAUCUGCAGAAAAAGGACUCGCCAUCGUGGUAUAAUCAUUACGAAGCGAAGGAAGUCUUUCUAAUGACGGCCAAAUUGUAUCGUAAUAACAUUAAAGCUGAAUCGAUUGGCAUUAUAACACCGUUCAUAAAACAAGCUAAACAUUUGCGAAAUCUUUUUGAUGAUGCCGACGUAGCGAUGCCUAAAAUUGGUAUUGUGGAGGAGUUCCAAGGACAGGAACGCGAAAUAAUAUUAAUCUCAGGAGUGAGAUCAAGCAAGGAGCAUAUAUGUGACGAUAUGCAUCAUGGAUUAGGAUUCAUACGAAAUGAAAGAUCAACCAAACUCGCAAUUUCUCGGCCUCGUUGUUUGCUUAUGAUAUACGGCAACCCCGACAUACUCUUUUUGGAUCCUCAUUGGCGCAUGAUCAUAAAUUACGGCAUCGAUAAUGAUGCCUACCUCGGUCAUUUGCCGGCAACGUUGUCUGACCCACCAACACUAGCCGAAGGAACAGUUAAUACUCAAGAUAAUUAA
Messenger RNA from Glossina fuscipes, 647 nucleotides. RefSeq names its product probable RNA helicase armi. Bases 201 to 647 code for a protein of 148 amino acids. The record is from RefSeq and is a predicted model, not a curated record. The transcript has 3 exons. NCBI's taxonomy places the organism in Eukaryota, Metazoa, Arthropoda, Insecta, Diptera, Glossinidae.